Microdochium trichocladiopsis is the source of this 1434-nucleotide messenger RNA. RefSeq names its product phenylalanyl-tRNA synthetase. NCBI's taxonomy places the organism in Eukaryota, Fungi, Ascomycota, Sordariomycetes, Xylariales, Microdochiaceae. The transcript has 2 exons. Gene Ontology annotation, biological process: phenylalanyl-tRNA aminoacylation. Gene Ontology annotation, molecular function: tRNA binding; phenylalanine-tRNA ligase activity; ATP binding. Bases 1 to 1434 code for a protein of 477 amino acids. Gene Ontology annotation, cellular component: cytoplasm; mitochondrion. The record is from RefSeq and is a predicted model, not a curated record.
AUGGAGGACAGCUGUGGCGCCGCCGCCGCCGGCGCGAUUGCGGCAGCGGUGGGUGUCCUCAGCAGAUUGUCGAGCGAAGCAGCAGCACCACAGCAGCAGCAGCAACAUAAAGGCACAGUCGAGAUACAAGGCACGAAAUACACAACGGACGAUUGGUUCAAUGUCCCGCGCAACAUCAUCGACAAGGUCCCCCGCAAGCUGCACCUCGUCAAAGACCACCCCGUGUGCAUCACCCGGCAGAUCCUCGAGUCCGUCUUCCCUAGCCCGACGUACAAGUACCACAACAACUUUGAGCCUGUCGUCACGACGCACCAGAACUUUGACUCGCUGGGCUUCGCGCCUGACCAUCCCGGCAGGGCCAAGUCAGACACAUACUACAUCAACAAGGACACGCUCCUGCGCACCCACACCAGCGCCCACCAGGCCGACACCUUCCGCGCCAACCUCAGCGACGGCUACCUCGUCAGCGCCGAUGUCUACCGCCGCGACGAGGUCGACCGCAGCCACUACCCCAUCUUCCACCAGAUGGAGGGCGCUCGGAGCUGGGACCGCACCAAGGUGCCCAAUGGCGACAUUGCCGCCGCGGUCUGGUCGGACGUAGAAAAACUACCGAAGCACAACAUCAAGGUCGAGGACCCCAACCCGCCCUUCCACAAGGACAGGAACCCGCUGCAGAGCAAGUAUCACUCAGAGGCCGAGGCCGAGGCCAUCGCGGCGCACCUGAAGCGCUCGCUCGAGCUCAUGGUCGUCGAGAUCUUUACGCGGGCGCAGGCGGCCGCGAAGCGCGCCGACCCGGACUUCAACGACGAGCCGCUGGCCGUGCGUUGGGUGGAGGCCUUCUUCCCCUUCACCAGCCCGUCGUGGGAGCUCGAGGUCUACUAUGCGGGCGACUGGCUCGAGGUGCUGGGCAGCGGCGUGGUCCAGCAGGCACUGUACAACAAUGCCGGCGUGCCGGACCAGCUCGGGUGGGCGUUUGGCAUCGGCCUCGACCGCAUCGCCAUGCUGCUCUUCCAGAUCCCGGACAUCCGGCUCUUCUGGUCCCAGGACGAGCGCUUCACGCGGCAGUUCCGCGGCGUCUCGGACAACCUCGACUCCCUGAAGCUCUUCACCCCGUUCUCCAAGUAUCCCGGGUGUGCCAAGGACGUGUCGUUCUGGCUCAAGUCGACGUCCUCGGCCGGCGGGGCGGUCAAGGCCAACGCGCACGACUUUCACGAGAACGACGUCAUGGAGAUUGUGCGCAGCCUCUGCGGCGACGACGUCGAGGACGUCAAGCUCGUCGACGAGUUCACGCAUCCCAAGACCGGCCGGCGGAGCAUGUGCUACCGCAUCAACUACCGCAGCCUGGAGAAGACGCUGACGCACGAGGAGGCCAACGCCAUGCACAACGCCGUCACGGCGGCGCUGGUCGAGCAGCUGGGUGUCGAGAUUCGGUAA